ACUGAUUGGCAGCAUUGAUAGGUGGCACUGAUUGGCAUUGAUAGGUGGCACUGACUGGCACUGAUGGGUGACAUUGAAAGGCAGCUCAGAUGGGCACUGAUAUGUGGCAUUGAUAUGCACUGAUAUUUGGCAUUGAUGUGGCACUGAUGGGCACUGGCACGUGGCACUGAUGAGCACUGACUGCUGGCACUGAUGGACACUGACAGGUGGCACUUUUGGGGCCACACUGAUCAUCAGGGCACACUGAUCAUCAGUGCCCUGAUGAUCACUGAUCACAUGACCGAGCUGACAUCUUCGGCUCUUUUCGUGAUCCGCUGUGUCCGAGGGACACAGCGCACCGGC
Messenger RNA from Staurois parvus, 342 nucleotides. The record is from the annotation of a GenBank genome assembly. NCBI's taxonomy places the organism in Eukaryota, Metazoa, Chordata, Amphibia, Anura, Ranidae.